Molecule: messenger RNA, 751 nt
Organism: Physella acuta
Lineage: Eukaryota; Metazoa; Mollusca; Gastropoda; Physidae
Product: purine nucleoside phosphorylase
Biological process (GO): nucleoside metabolic process
Cellular component (GO): cytoplasm
Molecular function (GO): purine-nucleoside phosphorylase activity
Source: RefSeq, a predicted model, not a curated record
GUUGCAUAGAGCACAUUUGUAUGGCCCCAGCCGAAGCAUGCCGUCUGUGUCUGUUUGUAAAUUAACUUUGACCCCAGGAAAUUAACUGUGACCUUUAACACCCCUGUACUGUGUUUGUCUCAUUGUUUCGCGUGAUGCAACAAAUCUGAUCAAUAUCACAACAUACACGUGACUGCUGUUGCCUUAUAUUUAAGAUUACUGGCUAGUCCUAGUCAUAUCUGUUACGUCUGUAAGGUGAUCCUGUUGCAGGAUAUUUGUUUGCAGAAAAUAGAACAAUGUCAGGGCAAGGAGCAAGAACAAGCUAUACAUACGAAGACAUAAAGAAGAUCGCUGAUUACAUCUUGGCGAAAGUGACAUGUCGGCCCGUCAUUGGAAUCAUCUGUGGCUCUGGGCUGGGUGGGCUGGCCCAUGAUGUACAGGACCAACAGGUUUUACCAUACACCGAGAUCGAGGGAUUCCCCAAGAGCACAGUUCCUGGUCAUGAAGGGAACCUUGUCUUUGGUACGCUGGGCAACAAGCCCGUGGUUCUCAUGCAAGGGAGGUUUCACUGCUAUGAAGGAUACAGUGCACAAACGACAACUCUGCCAGUCCGAGUCAUGUACCUGAUUGGAGUUAAGGCGCUUUUCGUGACCAACGCUGCAGGGGGCAUCAACCCCAACUUCAACGUUGGGGACAUCAUGAUCAUUAAAGAUCACCUCAACCUGCCUGGGUUUUCAGGGCUUAACCCCCUUGUCGGACCUAACGACGAGAG